This is a messenger RNA of Cryptomeria japonica (Japanese cedar), 1647 nucleotides long. RefSeq lists its product as uncharacterized. Lineage: Eukaryota; Viridiplantae; Streptophyta; Pinopsida; Cupressales; Cupressaceae. Bases 1 to 1647 code for a protein of 548 amino acids. Gene Ontology annotation, molecular function: catalytic activity. The record is from RefSeq and is a predicted model, not a curated record. The transcript has 6 exons.
AUGAAUUUUUCUUGUUUUCUUAUUAAUGUCUAUGGGCCGAAUUUGGCUGUGGAAAAGUGCAAAUUAUGGGAGGAUAUUUCUAAGCGUUUAGAGGAAGUGAGGUUGUCUUUAGCUAUUGUUGUUGGGGACUUCAAUGCCACACUUUCUUUCUUGGAUAAACGUGGAGGGGUGAGGAGGUUGUACAGGUCACAAUCAGAUUUUCAGUCUUUUGUUAAUGCUAAUGUUCUAUUUGAAGUGGAAGCUAAAGGAGGGAAUUUUACAUGGACUAACAGACGAAGGGGCUUCUCCAAUAUUACUGAGAAACUAGAUAGAUUCUUCCUUGUAGGGGAUUGGAAUUUAGCCCCUGUUGACCCUUUGGUCUUUGAGGCUGAGGUAUUAGCUAUUUCGGGAUCGGAUCAUUUCCUGGUCUCUUUGGUUGUGCAGAAAGAUGAAAUACCAAUUCGGGAGGUGUUUGGCAAUAUCUUUGAUGAAAAGAGAAGGCUAGAAGGAGAUUUGGGGGCUUUGAACGCGAAGGUCUUGGCAGAAGGGAUGGAUGAAGUGGACUUCCUCAUAGAGAAAUAUCUGCUUAGCAAAUAUGGAGAAGUUUUGCAGAAGGAGGAGAUUUAUUGGAAACAGAAGUUGCGAGAAAACUGGCUUAAAGCAGGUGAUAGAAACGCAAAAUUCUUUCACAGUUCGGCCGAGCUUCUGGAGUUAAUCCCUCCCUUAGUCUCAAGGGAGGACAAUAUCAUGCUUGAGGAACCAGUUUCAUUGAAGGAAGUCAAAUCUGUUGUUUUUGGGUUAGGUGGGGAGAAAGCACUAGGACCAGACGAGUUCCAGGCAUUCUUUUUUCAGUUUUUUUGGGAUGUGCUUGGUGAGGAAUUGUUAGCUGUGAUUGAAGAGUCAAGGUCAAGAGGCUUUGUCUUGAAGGAAUUCAAUUGCACUCUGGUGGCGCUUAUCCCAAAGAAGGCCAAGCUGGAAGGGAUGGAGGAGUUCCGUCCUAUUUCAUUGUGCAACACCAUCUACAAGAUCAUCAAAAAAGUUGCUGCUAAUAGACUCAAGUUAAUUUUAGGUAAGUUGAUCUCUUGUGAACAUAGUGGUUUUACUCCUGGAAGGAACAUUGUGGAUGGGGUGAUUGUGGCCCAUGAGGCAAUCCACACGUUCUCAGCUUCGGUUUUAGUUAAUGGUAGCCCUCAAGGUUUCUUUUCAACAUCUCGGGCUUCUAUGCAUGAGGCUUCGGCUAUGAAGAAAGUGCUGAACAGAUUUAGUUGGGCCACUGGUCAAGAAAUUAAUUGGCUCAAAUUGGAGAUAUUUUUCUUCUGCACGGAAUGUUGGUCUCAGAGAGCUAUUGCUAGAUUGUUUGGGAUAAAGAUUGGACAACUGCCUGGUAAGUUCCUUGGUAUGCCGCUCUUUUCUGGAGCAAGUAAGUCGGACAUUUGGAAAGGGUUGUUAGAUGGUUGCAAAGCUAAGAUGGAGGUAUGGAAGAGCAAGUGGCUUUCCUUGGCUGGUCGUCUUCUGAUGCUAAAGUUAGUUGUCUCGGCUAUGUCGAUCUUCCCUAUGGCCUGUUUUAAACUUCCAGGUUCGAUCAUUAAGAAUAUGCAGCAGAAGAUGAGAGUUUUUGUGGAAUGGAAAUCAGGAACAGGACAAAAUUCUGCUUAUGGCUUGGGAUAG